AUGGGAGAAGACCCAUGCUCAUCAACCACCAUUAGUGGGCGAGGAAGGGACAUCGGAGGUGUCCAUGACAGCCGAUCCAGAGGCCAGGGCGGCAGAGGGAGCCGCCGAUCGACCUGGGGGCGGGGAGGGCUGGUGGCAGGUCCAUGGGAAGGUAGCAACGGGGGCAGUGGUGGUGACUCGAGGACCAGGUCUGUACCUGAAGGAGGUAGCAGAGGAGCGGGCGGCAGCAGGAUUCGCACGGGGGCAUGCGGUGGAGCUGGUUAUGAUGGCGGUGCUCCAGCCCUUUCAACGUCUGCACCGACGUCACAUGCCGCCCAUGGGGCACAAUGA
This is a messenger RNA of Schistocerca americana (American grasshopper), 330 nucleotides long. RefSeq lists its product as uncharacterized. The transcript has a single exon. The record is from RefSeq and is a predicted model, not a curated record. Bases 1 to 330 code for a protein of 109 amino acids. NCBI's taxonomy places the organism in Eukaryota, Metazoa, Arthropoda, Insecta, Orthoptera, Acrididae.